AUUUUACAUAUUAAAACAAAAAGAAAGGAUAAUCAAAGCUGUCAAACGACCAUUUACAUGAUUUCAGACCUCGUCAUCACCUCCAGUGUCAUUGGUUUUCUUGUUUACAUAUACAAUCAGCAAGAAAAACUUACAUAAUUUCCUCCAGCCAACUCUCCCUCUCUCUCUCUCUGAAAAUGUCUUAUGAACAUGAUCAUGGAGAUCACAUGGACAUGCCUCCUUACGGAACCAUGCCGAAUGGUGGCAUGAGCAACCACAUGAUGAUGCACAUGAGCUUCUACUGGGGCAAAGAUGCUAUAGUCCUAUUCUCCGGGUGGCCCAACCAAAACCUCGGCAUGUACGUGUUGGCUCUCUUCUUUGUCUUUUUGCUAGCCCUAGCUAUAGAGGUCUUGUCCAUCUUGCCGGCCGUGAAGCCGGGGACGAAACCGAUUAUGGGUGGGUUGGCUCAGGCCACCGUCUAUGCCUUUCGUAUGGGUUUAGCUUACUUAGUCAUGCUCUCCGUCAUGUCCUUCAACCUUGGAAUCUUCAUAGCCGCGGUGGCCGGUCAUGCCCUUGGGUUCUUCAUCAUCAAGACUCGUGCCAUUGCCAUAGCCAAACCUGCCGAGAACAUAUCCUCCACCAGUAUCAUGUCUAAAGUUUAAUUUCGGAUCAAGAGUUACUGUAUUCCGAAGGACGUGCAUGCAGGGUGUACUUUCACUUCUGUUUCCGUUCUUAUCAGUCUGUUUAUAUCGGUAACUUUCUUUGUUCUCUGUGAUCUGGUUCUCCUAUAUAUAUCUUGAUGAUUUAUCGGGAAAACGAUUUAGACAGAUUCCAACUCAAUUAAAAGUAUCUAAUAUUUCCGUGUAAAAAUAGAUUCCUGUGUAAGCAUUUGAAAAACUCAACUAAAAGUAUCUAUUUCUUCUUA
This is a messenger RNA of Juglans regia (Persian walnut), 904 nucleotides long. Its product is annotated as copper transporter 6-like. The coding region runs from base 177 to 641 and encodes 154 amino acids. Lineage: Eukaryota; Viridiplantae; Streptophyta; Magnoliopsida; Fagales; Juglandaceae. Gene Ontology annotation, cellular component: plasma membrane. The record is from RefSeq and is a predicted model, not a curated record. The transcript has a single exon. Gene Ontology annotation, biological process: intracellular copper ion homeostasis; copper ion transmembrane transport. Gene Ontology annotation, molecular function: copper ion transmembrane transporter activity.